AUGUUUAAUGUCUUCUUUAAAAGCAAAACAUCUGAAGUUUUAGAAUCGACAGAAAAUAAUGAUAAGGGAAAUGAGGAGAACAGAAGUGAUAUAAAUAAUGAAAGGAAAGAUUCGAAAAUAUCAAAUGACCAUUCUGGUGGAAGCGAAAAAGAUAAUUUGGAUGGUGAUUCGAAUGCUAUAAUAGAAAGUAUAAAUGAAGUUAUGAAUGCGGAGGGGGGUUCAAGUGAAUCUGAAAAGAGGGACAGAAACAAAAGUAAACGCAGAAAUAGAAGUAUAACAAGAAGCAGAAGUAGGUCUAGAAGUCGAGAUAGAAGCCGACACAGAAGCAGGACUCGAAGCAGGACUCGAAGUAGAAGUCGAAAUAGACAUAGACAUAGAAAAGGACGAAGUAGGAGUAGAAGUAGAAGUAGAGAGAGGAAUAGGCAUAGACAUGGAAGGAAUAGAAGUAGAAGUAUAGAAAAACAUAGACAUAGAAGACGAGAUAGUCAUAGGCAUAGACAUGAUGAUAGACGAAGAAGCAGAAGUAGAGACAAAUAUAGACAUGAUGAUAGACGUAGAAGUAGAAGUAGAGACAAAUAUAGACAUGAUGAUAGGCAUAGAAGUAGAAGCAGAGACAAAUAUAGACAUGAUGAUAGACAUAGAAGUAGAAGAAGAUUAUCUUAUGAUAAAUAUGAAAAAAGGAAAUUAAGAAGUUAUAGUACUGAUUCUAUAGAAGAUAAAAAAAACGAUAAGAUAUCUUUAAAUAAUAUAGAGCAAUAUGAUAAUAGUGAUAGUAAUAUAAAAAAAAAUAAUACAUAUGAAGGGGAGGAUGACCAAUAUAAAAAUCACGACGAUUUAAAUGAUAAGAAGAAUGAAUAUGUUGAUAAGAAUUCCAAAGAAAAAGAAGAUCAUGAUAAGAAAAAUAAAUAUCCAAAUAAAAAUGAAGAGAAUAAUAAUGAUAUAAUGAAUGACAAUAUUUUAGAUGAAGAAUUAUCAGAGAGUGAGAUGAUUAAAAAAAUUAUGGGAAUAAGUGAAUUUUCAACAACUGAUAAUAAAUGUCAUAAAAGUACGGAUAUAUCAGGAAUAAAUAAAAGAACCAAAAGAAAGUAUAGGCAAUAUAUGAAUAGAAGAGGAGGAUUUAAUAGACCAUUAUCACCUUCAUUUUGA
Molecule: messenger RNA, 1146 nt
Organism: Plasmodium gaboni
Lineage: Eukaryota; Apicomplexa; Aconoidasida; Haemosporida; Plasmodiidae
Product: conserved protein, unknown function
Exons: 1
Coding region: 1-1146 (381 amino acids)
Biological process (GO): RNA splicing
Cellular component (GO): precatalytic spliceosome
Source: RefSeq, a predicted model, not a curated record